GUAUUUUCUGGCCGAAGAAAACCCAAGUGCUAUUAUCAGAAACAUUCUCCACAAACGGACAUAGACAAGCUUCUUAGGCGCACUUCUUUACUUAGCACAAGUGUAAAAUUGCCUACGAGCUAAGAGGAUGUUUGACAUCCGUCAUCUCCGCGCAACCGCUUGCCUUGCGGUGGGAUGCGGGGUGGGCUGAGGUAGACGGUCAUAUAUGAGAUGGAGACCCUCCAGCACGGCGGGCUUUGAGCCUCAUACUCUUUACGGAUAUUGUUAUCCACUAGCGGAGCCUGUUACUGCUGAACUUUGGAGAAGAUCUUGUCUACAGAAUUAGAUCGUGGUGCUCGGAGGUUUGCCAUGUGUUCUUCACCAUUAUAGGAACCCCGUCCUCGUAACAUCCCUAUCCCUCCGCCUGCCCUAGAUUUCCUCGACCACGAACCGUCAUAUCCGCCAAAAUGGUCUCUUCAGUCCUGAACCUUGGUGUGCUACUUCUGUUGCUUGGUUUUGUCAACUCUCUUCAAGUUACACCAGGGUCACCGUGCGCUGCAGUGUGCUUAGACCAUCAGGAUGGCAAUACACAAAAUCCGGCAGCAUCGUCAACGAACUCGUCAGAUAUCACUUGUCUCGAUAGCGAUUAUGGGUCUUCGUCAACUGGUAUCAAAUUCAAAAACUGCCUUAGCUGCCUAAAGGACAGCAAGGCCGUUAGUGGCUCUGAGAAUGACGUCUCUUGGUUUCUAUACAACUUGCGAUAUGCCGUCGAUGUAUGCGUUUUUGGUUCUCCAAAUGCCCCAAAGGCCAUCUCGUCCCCGUGCGAUAUUGAUUAUGGGUGCGCUCCUCUGGCCCAAUCGCUCAAAUAUGGCAUAUCAAACCCGAACAAUGCGUCGGAAUUCGGAUAUUGCACGGCGGGGAAUGGCGCUUUCAAGAACGAAUCUGUUGAGGCAUGCUACCAAUGCUUUCAAGCAAGCGAUAACCAAGCUUACUUAGCUAACUUUCUUAUUGCUCUGCAAGCUGGCUGCGAACAGACUCCUGCACCGGGCAGCUUAAUUGGGCUCUCGGGAACAUUGUUCUCUGAUACUCCGAUCAAAAUCACCGCACCGCCUACCGAUGACGAUGACGAUGACACUGACACGUCGAAGGCCGAUAACUCGAAUCCGACAUCAAUGACCACUGGUGCUAUAGUGGGCAUCGCUGUUGGAGGCGCGCUUCUAUUUCUAGGUGGGCUAGGACUUUUCGUAGUUCACAAUCGUCGCGAAAAGAGGGCCCGGGAGCGUGACGCCAUGAGUUCGGACUACGAUCCUCGAGGAGGAAGUGGCUCCAUCUCAGCACCGAGUAAAGGAGCUUUUGCAUCCUAUGAUAGCAAGCCCCCGGUAUCAAUGAUAAGCGACUACGAGCUUAAGGCCCAAAGGGCAUAUACAAACAACGCCAAGUACUACGACGUCCUUGAAAAAGAGAUGAUGGCGCGGCGAGCAAACUAUAACUUGGAUCCACGACAACUUCCUACUCACCCUGCCUACAUUCCCGGAAAUACGAGUCGGGGUCCUUCUAGAACAGCUUCCCCAGCGCCUCCUGCAGCUGUGAAAUAUCACGCACCAGACUCCUACGUCAUGCAGCAAUAUCUAAACGCGGUCGAAGACGUUAUUUCGAUACAUCUCCCACCACCACCACCAUCGUCGCACCCCCCAUCUCGAACUUCUAACCGGUCGCCCUCCCCAGCCGAUUCCGCAACGACGAGGCUCUUGAAAAACCCCCAACCCGUGGCUCAACCCCCUCCUCCUCCCCCAGCUCGCCACAAUAAGGUUCCGUCGCUGUCUAUGCCCACGGUACCACAUAUCAGGGUACCAAAGAAGUACUCCCCGCCGGUGAUAUCGAUACAGGGCGCGACGCCAGUCAACACACAAGAGAAGCAAUUUGGCGGUGAUGCGCAGAUAUCGAAGCCGUUGACAAUCCACGAGCGGCGGUUUCAGGAUCGCGGGCUGUACAUUACGUCCAACACGGAUAUCCUUGAGCAGCAAGUCGCACCGCCACCACGACUAGGAGAGGAUCUGAACGUAAGGACGGGAAAUAGCUCUUUCUACGGUUAAGCCCGUCUCGUGUAUGAUUUAUGUAUGCGUGUAUACAUCUGCAUAGAUACCCGAGGGACUUUUGGUAAUAUUAGGGAUGGCGUUCUGGAUGCUUCGCUUGGGGCGAGGUAUUAGGAAAGUGGAAUGGCAUUGCAAUGAAUGGGAAACGAACGGGAGACGAUGCACAUAAUUACAUGGCGUAUACAGAAGCCAUCUUACAGUUACUAGACGUAACAAGCGUCCAUCGCGUUGGUAAUCGGACCUCAGAUAGCGUGGAAUAUCGUACAUAGACAAGUCACAUAUUAU
This is a messenger RNA of Daldinia vernicosa, 2357 nucleotides long. RefSeq lists its product as uncharacterized. The record is from RefSeq and is a predicted model, not a curated record. The transcript is spliced from 3 exons. NCBI's taxonomy places the organism in Eukaryota, Fungi, Ascomycota, Sordariomycetes, Xylariales, Hypoxylaceae. The coding region runs from base 447 to 2072 and encodes 541 amino acids.